UACCCCUUACCCCCACCCCCCACCACAUGUAACAUAGACAAAUUCAAAGCUUGUCACUAUCACUUAGUUAUUAUGAUGAACUGCAACAACAUUUACUAGCAAUUUUUUUGAAUGUGAUCUCUCUAGUUUCUGUUUUUUUGUUCAAAAUCCAAAACCCCUUGUCUAAAAUCUUAAGAAAAAAGUAACCCCAAAUGUGGCCAGCUUUAGUUGCAGCAGCAGCAGCAGGAUCUGGUUUUUUAGCCAAGAAAAUCCUUAACCAAAAUGCCACUGAACCCAUCUCUGGUUCCACUGAAAGUGACAGCAAAUGUGAUAAACUCAAUGACCCUGAAGAGUUUAUGACUUCCUUUCAACAUAAAGAUUCAAUCUUUACUAGUAUUUGUGAUAAACCCUUUAACCCACAAGGGCAUAAAGAUUCAAUCUUUAUCAGUACUUUUGAUAAACACUUUGAUCCAGAAGGGACUAACACUCCCUUUCAGCAUAAAGAUUCAAACUUUAUAUGUAAUCUUGGCUAUAGCAUUCAAGAAAAGAGUGAGGGGUUCUCUGAUGGGUCAAUUUUUAGGUUUUCAAGUGCUUGUGAUUCUGAAAUGGGGUUUAGGAAUUUGAGGAAGAAAAAUGUGGAAGGUUCUAGAAAGACCAAAGGGAAUGUGAUGGAGUGGAAGGGAAAAAGUGGUGGGAAAUGUGGAAAUGUGAGGAGUGGUGAAAAGGAAUUGUUUAGGUUGGAUGAGAGGAAGAGAGGAAAUGGGAAGAGAUUUUAUGUUUGUUUAAAGAAGAGGAGAACUAAUAAAGUUCCUUCAGGGAAAUGUGAUUCUUGUGCUUCCAAAGGGAAUUCGUUUUUUGGUUAUGGACUCGGAAUUGGAAUGAUGUGCAUGAUGUCAGCUGGGAAAUCUGAAAUCAAUAGGCUUAACACUACCAUGGAUGAAACUGCAAAAGCUGUAGAGGAAUUAAAAGCUGAACUUUCUAGGAAAAAAGUUGCACAUAACCUGUGUGCUUCGAAGAAUGAAGUCGACAUGGAUGAAAAGAAUAAUAGAGAAUGUAGAAUACAUGUGAUUGCUGAGAAUAACAAUGAGAACAGGAAUAUUUAUAGAGCACUAGAUCUCCAAGUGGCCGAGGAAGGUGAAUGUGCUAGCAGUGUCAUUACAGAAGAGCCACAACCUGAGGUUAUGGAAAUGGAUCAGCUGGAAGCUGAGCUCGAAUCCGAGUUACUAAAGCUUCCAUGGUGUGCUACAGAAGUUAUGGAUUUGAAUGGAGGAAGAGAUCCUUGUCAGGAUGAGUUUCUGGAGAAGGAAUUUAACCAAGCUGAUGACCGCAAUGCAGAAACUUAUCUAUGCAAUGGAGUAUUGCCAUCUGAACUGGAUCAAAAGCUUUGUCAUCUGCUCAUUGAACAACAAGAAGGCCAGAUAGUGGAGUUAGAGUCUGAGCUUCGCCAAACUCAUUCGAAACUCCACGAGAAAGAAGCUGAGCUCCAAGCGCUCAAGGAUUGUGUCCGACGUCUUACUGAAUUUUCCCUAGGUAAUGCUUCAGAUGAAGAGACUGAUGGCAAAAUGGAAGAUGAGAUCAUUGUUGGUGGGGAUCAAGAGAAGAAAAUUGAACCUGAAGUAGGGAAAUCAAUAAUUGGGAUGAAAAGAUCAAUGAUCUUUUGAGUAUUAUUAAGUACUAACAAAUGAAAAGUCGAUAAAGUUGUCUCCGUGUGAUCGUGUAAGCAGUCACUAAUGUUUGCAUUAUGUUAGGUUGUCUACAUUGUACCUCUUGAGGUGCGAUCCUUCUCAGGCCUUGCUAAUAUAAGAUGUUUUGUGCAUCGAACUAUCUGUAAAUUAAAUAUGAUGGUUCACAAAGAUGAAACUGUUGGAUUGUUACCUUAGUGAAGAAAAUAUAUUUAAUAGUACAAUCACCUCAUAACUUUAUUUUCUAGAA
Solanum lycopersicum (tomato) is the source of this 1911-nucleotide messenger RNA. RefSeq lists its product as uncharacterized. The record is from RefSeq and is a predicted model, not a curated record. Gene Ontology annotation, biological process: asymmetric cell division. Lineage: Eukaryota; Viridiplantae; Streptophyta; Magnoliopsida; Solanales; Solanaceae.